Messenger RNA from Drosophila elegans, 2541 nucleotides. RefSeq lists its product as uncharacterized. Lineage: Eukaryota; Metazoa; Arthropoda; Insecta; Diptera; Drosophilidae. The transcript has a single exon. Bases 1 to 2541 code for a protein of 846 amino acids. The record is from RefSeq and is a predicted model, not a curated record.
AUGACCUGCAGGUCGGACAUUAGUCGUCGUCUACCUGCGGAAAGAGCUUGCAGCUGCGGCUCCAUUUCGGAUUGCUCGGUAGAAAAACCCUCGUACUUCGAGCAUCAAGGAAUGGCCACCGUGUCGGAAUCCACCCAAACCGUUUCCACCAAGGACAUGGCCACUCAAACGGCAAUUCAACCGAAUUCCAAUGGGAACCAGCUGGAUAGUAGGAUCAGCCGAGAUGCAUCCACUCAAUCUCAGCCAAGACUUCAAGAUGCCGAAACACAAUCGAUUCCAUUUUUGUCAUUGGACCUUAAGAGUAGUCAAUCUCAAACGGAAAUUAUCGUUCCAGAAGAAACUAAGCAAGACACUGUCCCCAAUAAGCCGAAAUAUAACGAUGAAAAAGCUCAGAGUUUUGAUAGUUCAUUGCGAAAAAGUUUCUUUAAGCGUCCCAUGAUAGUGGUAAAAAGAUGCCUUCCCCUUUCUACCGAAUUUACAAAUGAAAUGCAUCAAAGUACAUCGGAUACAGUGUUAGUUACUUCGCAUAAAGAAGAUAAGCAGACACAAUAUGAAAAACCACUUGAUGCUAAGUCUUCAGAGCCUUUAAACUCCACCAAAAUUCUCGAUAGGGUAGUGGAACUGGAAACGAAGUUGAGGAAACAGGAGCAAUCUCUGAAAGAUUUGCAAGGAUCUAUGAAUUCAUGGAAAGCCCAGGAAGGAAAUCCCGCUGACUGUAGUCUCAUCUUCAAGGCCCAAGCAAAGGACUGCGAAUCGCCAAAAAAACCUGCAAACCGCUAUCAACCAACACAGAAAAAUGAUGAGGAUGAUUGCGAGUACAGUGACUUUUCCAAAGAAUUUAUCAAAAUUUGCUUAAAGCCCGAGGGCACCGAUCAAAUAAGGUCCCGAAAUGAUACCCAAAAACCCAUUGCUAAACAAUGCACUUGUAGAAAUGAUGCAAAUUCUAGAAAAGUUAUCGGAAAACCCAGUGCCAGCCAGCGUUGUAAGGAUAACCGAAAGGCAAUCUCUACACAGUGCGAUUUGAAUGAUAAUCAUUACAAAGCCAAUUGCCGAAAUAAUACUAAAAAGCCCUUUCCAACGCAGAGCUUAGAGGAUACGGAUAACUUUUUGCAACAAUUCAAUCGUGUGUUCCUAAAACCCAAAAACGAAGAAUCGAUUUGUGACGAUUCGAGAAAGAUUUCGGAAGAAAAUAAAACCCAAAGAUCACCUUACUCUGUAAACCCUACAAACCAAAAUUUAAAGCAAAAGGAGGUUGACAAUUUACUCGAUGGAUUUGUUAAAUUGGCAGCAAAAGCUGAAAACGAAACUCCUCGAACAAGAAGAGUUUCCUCCACAUCUUGUUUGAAUACAAAUAAAAGUCCACAACAAUCGCAAUCAGAGCAAACUGUGGAAAAGGAGGUCUAUCAGUCCUUGAUCGAGCAGUUCAUACAGCUUUUCACGAAAUCCAAGAAGUGUGGCAAUGAACAAGAUGAGAAAACUAACGCAUUUGGUGGACUACUGGUGGAAUUAGUUAAAUAUUUUAUCAAGCCCAAGGACCUGGAAUCGAGUCCUUGUAAGGAGGAGGAUGGAAACAAAAAUAUCCCCAUAACGGAAAGGAAAUCUGUUUCGGUUAACGAACAGAAAACUCAAUGCAAUUGCUCGAAAGCCAAGCGCAAUUUUAAUUCCACUUCAACGCAAUCGGACCUCAAAAUGACGGAUAUGCACGAGGAUUUGAGGAGGCGAGAUGAGAGACCCGGUAGUUUGGCAAGGAAAUCCACAAUAAGCGAGAUUUACGCUUCCAAUGCAUCUUUUAGAGAAACUAAACCCACAGAUCCGACACCAUGCAGAUGCCAAUUUUGUGGCGACGGCAAUUUGCCCGUUCUGGAUAGCUUGCUACAUGAGCUAUUUUACCUUAUUGGACCGAGAUCCUUCAACGACGUGGUGCUGACCAUACUCCGGCAUCCGGAUAACAUCUACCACAUAAACAUCCGUGAAAUGGCCUCGGGUACCGUACUGGGCUGCCUGCUGGCCAAUGGAAGGGCCAUCAACGAAGCCAUCGCCCUGGGACUGUUCGAGGACAUCCACACGUUCUGCGAGCUGGACAAGCACAGGGAGCACGAUCCCAGGGACUGUCCACUGGGCAUAAGCCCCGACGUCCUUUGUCCACGGGAGCGUGGUGGCGACAUUCAUCCGGAUAGGGAGGCCUCCAAAAUAAGGGCCAUUGAGUUUUCCACUCGAGUGCUGGGAGUUCCCGCCGGACAAGCAGGUCGCUUCUUCUCCCUAACCAACGCCCUCAAAUUGGCCAAGAAACCAUCCGAUCAGAGCGUUGGAUGCUCGGAGCUAUCCAUGGUGUCCCUUCAUUGGCGUGGAAGUCCCGGACAGGGUGUUCCUAUUGGCCAAGGAGCAGUCACCGGCAGUCACUUGCUUUCCAUGAGAAGUUGCGACCGAUUUUCACUUGCGGAUUUUAGUGAACCGGGAAAGACAUCCAGUUUGUUCCUUCGCAUAGUUUCUGGCCAGGAUCAGGAGGCUCAGGAUGAUCAGUCCAAAAUAGUAAGGCAUUAA